Oncorhynchus mykiss (rainbow trout) is the source of this 2597-nucleotide messenger RNA. Its product is annotated as E3 ubiquitin-protein ligase RNF220. The record is from RefSeq and is a predicted model, not a curated record. Gene Ontology annotation, molecular function: ubiquitin protein ligase activity; metal ion binding. Gene Ontology annotation, biological process: protein ubiquitination. NCBI's taxonomy places the organism in Eukaryota, Metazoa, Chordata, Actinopteri, Salmoniformes, Salmonidae.
GGAAAGGUAGGCUAAGAGAGCUAAGAGAGGGGAUCAUCACUCGAAGCGUGAACAAGCAUCUGAGCAGCAGCAGCAGUAGCCACAACAGCCUGAACCAGCUUCGCUUUAACCUCACAAAUUCACCACCUCCUCUGUUACAAUUAUAAUUGGUCCGUCCACGUGACAAAUACCGCACUAUACUUGGACAGAAUCGCAAGCGCGUGUUUUUUUAAGGUGCCAACGAUCUCUGACAUCUUAACUUGAGAAAGUGUUCUUUGUGCAGUUAACAAAGGUCCAUUACUACGCUUUAACUCGGGACAGCGAGGAGUUGAUUGGAUGGACCUCCACUGGCCCACCUUCAAGAUGGACAGCUCCUCCUACCUGCCCGGUCCCCUGGCGUCCCCAACCCUGAUGGUGCUGGCCUCCACAGCCAAGACAGGCCGUGAUGCCUCCGUCCCCUGCCAGGCCUCCGUCCCCUGCCAGGCCCCGAGGUCCUUCAGGGCCCCAAUCUUUGAGAAGGACCUCCCCUUCCCCUCCGGCUCCUACACAUUUGCCUCCAUGUACAACCGUCAGGGGCCUAUCUCCGGCCACGGCUCCUUCCCUGCCAGAGACUUCCCUGCCUCCCUGCUCCACCUCCAUCCCCAGUUCCAGUUUCACCCCAACAACCUGGACUGCCCUUCCCUGGGGAUGCUCAACCACAUUGGGGUAGGGGUCUUCCGACCCUUCUCCUCCCCGCCUGAAGAGAGGGAAGAGAGGGAGACCAGGGGUUAUCAGUCAGCCUUCACCCCUGCUAAGAGACUCAAGGGCUGCUACACAGAUUCUGAGGGGAAGGAGUAUGAUUUUGGAGGAGGGUGUUUCCUCUCUGGCUCACCGGGAUCACUCAAGGCCGCCAAGGAUUCUGGGAGGAAGUUGUUUACGGUGUCUGGGCUGCUGUCGAACAGAGAGGCCUCGUCUAGUCCUGAGGACCGUAAAGAACACUUGUGUCCUGUGUGCCAUGCUGCGUUACCACCAGGUGAGCUACAGGAGCACAUGGAGCAGGAGAUGAGCAGACUGGCACAGUUACAAAUCAGUACUCAUUCAGUGCAGAGGAACCAUCCAUUAGGAGCUACUAAGACCCUCUCACUAUCUCUGCACAUUAAAUGUGAGGGUGGGUCCCCCACCUCUCUCUCCUGCCCUCCUGAAGAGCCCCACUCAGACAGAUACCAGAUGUUUCUGCGUGUGAGGACAAACAGACAUACAAGACUGAAUGUCAGGAUCGGCAAGCUGAAGAGGAGGAGUCCUUACGUGGGCCAGGACAUUUUGUUGGACCUGGGGGGGGAGGAGUGGAGUGAGCGGAGGAGAAUACGGAUGACAUCCAUACUGGGAGGGUGUGAAGGGUCGGUGUUUGUGAGCAGCAGCACGUCUAAGGAAGGCCGUGGUGACCGUGACGCUGACCUGGACAUGGAUGGAGAUGACACUCUGCAGUAUGGAAGAGUACAAUGUACGGAGGCAGACAUCCCCUGUUCAGGGAAGGAUCCUGGGGAGGUGGAGGAGAGGGAAGCACUGAGGGGGGCGGUUUUAAAUGGUGGUACACUGUCCAACAGAGUAACUCUGGAACAUUCCAAAUGGACAAAUGAGGGAAGUCCAUCCACUAGCAACGGAGAGAGCAACAAACUGGAUAACAGCAUAGCCUCCCUACACAGGACCUGUAAAAAUAGUGACAUUGAUAUGGUCUCUGGGCUGACGACGUUGGAUUCACUAAGAAGUCGUAUACGGGACCUAGAGAAGCAGCUGUCCAGAGGAGACAGACACAACUGUCUUAUCUGUAGGGACACUUACACAACACCCCUCACCUCCAUCCAGUGCUGGCAUGCCCACUGUGAGGAGUGUUGGCUCCGCACUCUGGGGGCUAAGAAGCUGUGUCCACAAUGUAACACCAUCACUUCUCCUGGGGACCUGAGACAGGUAUUUUUGUGACUGGGCAGGGCCAGAGAAGCACAGGCCCCUGAGGGGGCAGGACAUCUGAAGUAUUAACCUAUGACCUUUGAAGGGGACGUAAGGACAGCUGGCCUGUCAGAGAUUACCCUUUUCUUUGCACCUUAACCUGCCCCCCCCCCCCCCCCCCCCCCCCCCCCCAAACCAAGUAUGGGGCCACCCCAUGACAAAAUGGUACCCAUGACUGGGUAUUGCACAAUGAUCAGUCUUCAUGUCAUUUGACCUUUUAGGUUUGACAUUUGACCUUUGCUUUGCCCACCUAGAUAGCAUUCAUUUGUAUCAAGCUCACCUCAUCAUUUAGUGAGCCUUUUCUAAGAGGAGGACUCUGUGCUCAAUCCAUUACAAUUUGUAAGUAAAUGACAAGAACUAGUCAUCUUAGUGCUCAGGCACUGAAAUAAUGAUUUAAAAUGGCUUUAGAUCAAAACAAGGUUGAGAUACUCUUUGGACUAUAAACUAUAAGCGGUAUACACUUUUGAAAAUAAUAGUGGUCUGUUUUUAGCAAAAGAAAGCACAUGUAAAUAGUUUUCUGUAUGUUUGAAAUUAUGUGCAGUACCUGUAAAAAGUUUGGCCACACCUACUCAGUCAAGGGUUUUUCUUGAUUUUUCCUAUUUUCUACAUUGUAGAAUAAUAGUGAAGACAUCGAA